Molecule: messenger RNA, 1188 nt
Organism: Cuscuta epithymum
Lineage: Eukaryota; Viridiplantae; Streptophyta; Magnoliopsida; Solanales; Convolvulaceae
Source: the annotation of a GenBank genome assembly
AUAAUUUUAAAAAAUGCUGUCAAUAUGAUCUUUUAGCAUAUCAAUACAUUCAGUAUGAAAAAAAUAGUGGACCCCCUCCAGGAGCUAAACGGGAAACGAUUUCUUAUCAUUACAAGAUGUCACAAAACAACUUGUUUGCGAUAACGAAAAAUCUUCCUAUCACUAGUUUCAGAGAAAAAAUAGAAAGGGUCAAUAUCCCCUAUACAGACAAAAAUUUAGAGAGAAAAUAUUUAAAUUUGAAAAAGAUUAAUUUUUCUCUUGAUAAAAAAGCGGAUAUUGAGUCCUGGAUCACGGGUAAUGAUAACAAUACUCAAAGUACUCCAAUUUUCACUUAUAAUUAUCAAUUAAUUGAUAGAAUGGAAGAGAUUGUGAAAAUUGAGCAAAUUUUUAAAAAUGAAAAAGAUCCUUUUGCUCUUUUGAUUCAGACAAAUACCGAAGAAAGGAGAAAGGAAUCUAGUAAAUUCUAAAAAUUCUUUAUUGGAUUGGAUGGGACUGAAUGAAGCAAUACUCGACCGUCCAUUAACGGCUGAGGAACUUUCGGUCUUCCCAGAAUUUCUGUGGUUUGUUAAUAAUAUAAAAUGAAACCAUGGAUUAUACCAAGCCAAUCACUUAUUUCUAAUUUGAAUCUCAAUGAUGAAAUGACGAAUCAAAAGAUCGGUAAAAUUAAGAAUAAAAACAAAGAUAAAAAGGAUAAAAAGAAAACUGAGGGUGAAACCAAAGGUAAAACUGAGAGUAAAAAAAAAGAUAAAGCCGAGGGUCAAACCAAAGGGGAAACUAAAGGUGAAACCAAAGGUGAAACCAAAGGUGAAACCAAAGGUGAAACCAAAGGGAAAACUGAAGGUGAAACCAAAGGUGAAACUGAAGGGGAAACCCAGGGGGAAACUGAAGGGGAAACUGAAGGUGAAAAGAAAAGUCAAACUGAGAUAGAACUAGAGUUAUUCCUGAAAAAUUAUUUAUUUUUUCAAUUUAGAGAGGAUGAGGAUGUUACUUUUAAUCAAGGCCUUUUCCAAGAUCUCCAGAUCUAUUGUCUCUUGCUUAGAAUGCUAAAUCGAAAAAAAAUGAUGCUAUCAUGGAUUCAAAGGGAAAAGUUAAAUUUGGGUCUAAUGCCACAGAUGAAUCAGGAAGAGAGUAUUCAAGAUUCAAAAAAUUCAAAAAGAAAUGUUCCAGAUUCAAAACAGAGUGUUCCAG